Porites lobata is the source of this 808-nucleotide messenger RNA. The record is from the annotation of a GenBank genome assembly. NCBI's taxonomy places the organism in Eukaryota, Metazoa, Cnidaria, Anthozoa, Scleractinia, Poritidae.
GUGCCAGUUGAUUUAAAGUCGGAAACUAUUACCAUCAGAGCAAUAUUUCUGUUAUUUACUACGGACCUUCAAGCAAAAGCAAUCAUUCUUGAAAUGAUCGCGCACAAUGGCUACUGCAGUUGCUCGUACUGUGAUGAUCCUGGGCAUGCACCAAAAAACAAAAAGGGCAAAAAGCAGCAUGCAUAUGCAUAUGAUGGCACAGGCAACUUGAGAAGCUCAGAGCAGUGGAAGAUGGAUGCACAGGCAGCAAUGGCAAGCGGAAAAAUGGUUGGUUGGGAUUUCGUUAUUUGCUUGUUAUCGAAUAUUAUGUUGGUGGCUAAUAAUACCACUUUGAUUUCCUUGUGUAUAAUUUUCACAACUGUAAAUUACAUUUUUUUAGUAUUUCUUGAAAUAAUUUCACUUUACAGGUGAAGGGAAUCAAAUCUCUUUGUGUGUUGGCAGAGGCUGACUGGUUUGAUGUUGUUCAGGGAUUUGUGAUUGAUUACAUGCAUGGUCAGUAGAGAGAGAGAGUGAAAAUUAAAUUCUUAGCAGAUCGCAUUGACUACAAUAUAUCAAAUGUUAAUCUUCAGCGAAAUAAAAAUUUUAUCACAAUUUGAAUACAUGCAAAAAAUGACUGUUAAUACUCUAUUCAUUCUGCAGUGGAGUUGCAAUGUACAUACUGUAAUCUAGACGCAAAAAAGCUAUUUCUUGAGAAGUUGUAAUUCCUUUUUUAUCAGGUAUCCUUAUUGGAAUUACUAGUGCUCUGCUGGACAAAUGGUUCUCUCCUAAGAAUUACAAAGAUGACUUCUUUAUUGGACACAAGGUAAUU